This is a messenger RNA of Dipodomys ordii (Ord's kangaroo rat), 1766 nucleotides long. RefSeq names its product calbindin 1, 28kDa (gene Calb1). The coding region runs from base 177 to 962 and encodes 261 amino acids. Lineage: Eukaryota; Metazoa; Chordata; Mammalia; Rodentia; Heteromyidae. Gene Ontology annotation, biological process: regulation of long-term synaptic potentiation; regulation of presynaptic cytosolic calcium ion concentration. Gene Ontology annotation, cellular component: synapse; dendrite; dendritic spine. Gene Ontology annotation, molecular function: calcium ion binding. The transcript is spliced from 11 exons. The record is from RefSeq and is a predicted model, not a curated record.
AGAGAACGCGGGAGCAACGCGGGAGCAUCGCCGGAGCCGAGCAGCACCGCGGACAGCGCCCGGUAGCGCCCGCCCAGCUCCUCCUGCUCAGCCCUGACACCCACCCCGAGGUCCCCGCACGGACACACUCACACUCAUUCACACACUCGCACGCACAGACACACCGCCGCGGUACCAUGGCAGAAUCCUACCUGCAAUCAUCCCUCAUCACAGCCUCACAGUUUUUCGAGAUCUGGCUCCACUUCGACGCUGAUGGAAGUGGUUACCUGGAAGGAAAGGAGCUGCAGAACUUGAUCCAGGAGCUCCUGCAAGCGCGAAAGAAGGCUGGAUUGGAAUUAUCACCUGAGAUGAAAACUUUUGUGGAACAUUAUGGGCAGAGAGAUGAUGGAAAAAUAGGAAUUGUAGAGUUGGCUCAUGUGUUACCCACAGAAGAGAAUUUCCUGCUGCUCUUCCGAUGCCAGCAGCUGAAGUCCUGCGAGGAAUUCAUGAAGACUUGGAGAAAAUAUGACACUGAUCACAGUGGCUUCAUAGAAACUGAGGAGCUUAAGAACUUUCUAAAAGACCUGCUAGAAAAAGCAAACAAGACUGUUGAUGACACAAAACUAGCUGAGUACACAGACCUAAUGCUAAAACUGUUUGAUUCAAAUAAUGAUGGGAAGUUGGAGCUGACCGAGAUGGCCAGGUUACUACCAGUGCAAGAGAAUUUUCUUCUUAAAUUUCAGGGAAUAAAAAUGUGUGGAAAAGAGUUCAACAAGGCCUUUGAGUUAUAUGAUCAGGAUGGCAAUGGAUACAUAGAUGAAAAUGAACUGGAUGCUUUACUGAAAGACCUCUGUGAGAAGAAUAAACAGGAUCUGGAUAUCAAUAAUAUUACAACAUACAAGAAGAAUAUAAUGGCUUUGUCAGAUGGAGGGAAGCUGUACCGAACAGACCUGGCUCUUAUUCUCUCUACUGGAGACAACUAGAGUUGGUGACAACAACCACAAGCUAGUGAUACAUUGUAUCUAAAAUAAAUAACUGUGCACUAUAAAGGAGUAGGCUGUAUUUUCUUUUAUAUCUGUAAAUUUCACUGCAUAUAGAUAAUUAUCCAGGAUGUGUGGCAUAUUCUUUUCUGCUUGUUUCUAUACUGUUUGUAAUGUACAGUUUUUGUAACUAUAUGAUUAAAAAGGAGAAAGCCUAUGCUUAGACCAGUCAGUAUACCCAAUUAAAUCUAUAUCUAUAUAUUUGUUUCCAUGCAUACAGUUGGAUGUUGAUUUUUCCAAAUAUUUCAUCAGAAUUAAUAUUUUAAACUCUAUACUCUGGUGUGUAAAUGCACAUUUGUCACUGAAUAAGAGAAUCAUUAUGAUAAGCCAAGCUUUCUUAGACAAUCAUCUGACUAUUCCAUAAAAUUUUACUAAGCUAUUAUUCACAGCUAUUAGGAAAAAUAUACUUUUACAUCUAAAACACCUAAGUAUCAAGAUAUUAAUAAAAAAUCAUUUGUGGUUUUCAGAAGUCAACAGUUUCCCCAGAGAUUAAAUUUGCCAAUCAUUUGAAUCACUAUCAAAUGAUUGUCUCGAAUUGAUCUGAAAACAGGGGAUGGCAGCACCAGAUGACCCAAAAAAUCUGUCUGAUUUGACAUUGAUAUUUCCUACAUGUCCACUGUCAGAAAAUAUGAUGUUAUUCAAUUUUCUAAACUAUUUCAUGUGUUUCAAAUUAUAAUUAUUCUAGUAAAUUGCUGUCUUGUGUCAAGUCUUGUGUGUAAUCUCCAAUUAAAUUUAUGAUGCUGAGUA